Molecule: messenger RNA, 8055 nt
Organism: Cololabis saira (Pacific saury)
Lineage: Eukaryota; Metazoa; Chordata; Actinopteri; Beloniformes; Belonidae
Gene: ccdc141
Product: coiled-coil domain containing 141
Exons: 28
Coding region: 278-6733 (2151 amino acids)
Source: RefSeq, a predicted model, not a curated record
GCUCUCGGGGGUUCGGCAGCUCUGCUCAGGUACCGUCAGCUCCGGACCGCUGUUCUGAUUUCAGCAGAUUCAGCUUCAGAUUCAGAAGUUGUAACUGGACCAGAGCUCUCGAUCCGGAGGGUCCACGCUGGGAAACCGGCUCGGUUUGAGUCCCUUGCUUGAAAGCGGAACAAUCAGAGAACUCUUGCAGCCAAAGCAGAUCCUUUUAAAAACUGAAAGGAACCCAAACUCACGGGGAUCAAAGCGGAGACGGAGGUCUUUGACUCAACCUGUUGUCAUGACGACCGAAGAUACAGAGGAAACGCGUGGACAUCAAACUGAAGCGCUCAGCAGCAACAACACGGGAGGAAACACGGAGCUACGUCGCUCUUUCACCACCCUGAGCACUAUCGCCGUCCAGGCUGGAAAGUCUCAGGUCGUGGUCUCCGUCCUCCAGAGCGGGUCUGUUGUCCACCUCCAGCUGGUCCAGGUCCAACCAGGGCUAUGUGAGAUCGGAUGGAACCAGGAGGAAAACCAGACGCUGGUCCAGGAGGAGCUGCAGCUGUUGGAGAAGCUCGAGAAACACGAGCCGGAGGUUCUGGGUGCGGUGAAGGAGAAGAGAGGACAGGAGGAAGAGGAGGACCUGAGCGACGCCAUGGAGGCGUCUCUGAGCGAGGGAUGGUCGCUGCUCCUUCACCUGCUCCGGAGACGCCUGGAAGUCCUGACCCUGACGUCUGACUUCUACUGCCAAACAGCCGAGUUUGCGGCCAGUAUCAACAGAUUUGAGGAUCUGCAGAUGAACCUAGAGGAAGACAGACUGACUGAAGUCCAGCUCUCGUAUGGCUCCAUGAGGAGAGAUCUUCUGAGGAAAUCCCUGCAGGUGUUGACCAGCAGCAGGUCUCUGCUGCAGAAGCUGGGCCAGCUGCAGAGGGCCGAGGCCCUCCAGAGGACAGGAGGAGAACUGCAGGCCGAGGAGGCGUGGGAGGAGGGUUCCCAGUGCAGCAGGGGGCCGGCGGUGAGGCUGGAGGAGAUGGUGGAGCGGCUGCAGGAUCGGAGGCAGAGGGCGGAUCAGACUGUCAGAUCGCAGCUCCAGCAGAUGGAGAACCGCAUCAAAGUCCGGAAAACAGAGACAGAGUCCAACAGAACCAACUGGGAUGACUGGAGUCCUCUGGACCAAAACAUUCACUCAGGAUCCAGAUCACACCAAAGUGGAGCCAUGAGGUCUGUAGGCAAGUCUGAAGGUUGCACAACAGCUGAGUCUGGACCCCAUUCAGACCUGCAGACUGAAUUCAGGACAGAUCAGAAAUGUCUGUCACAAUCAGAGGUGACUGGAGAUCCGGACCUGGAAACUGGGUCCAGAUCAGAAGAUGCAGUCAAGCUCCAGUCUAGAUUAAAACCAGAUGUGCAACCAGGCUCUGGGUUGAACCUGAACCUCAAAUCUAGACCAGAUCAAUCCAAAAAUCUGGAGCCUGAAUCCAGAUCUGAUGAGACCGAAAUCCAGCAGUCUGGAUUUAAGUCAUUUGGGUCCAUGGACCUCCAACAUGGAUCCGGGUCAAACCUGGUGAUAGAAUCCCCUUCAGAGGAGGACAGGACAUUUGGUCUGGGAUCUGGAUCUGAUCUGAAGCUUUGGUCUGCGUCAGGAGAGACCAGACUUGGAUCAGGACAGACCAAAGAUCUUUACCUGGAAUGUGAAUCAGAAGAACUUCCUAGAUCCAUAUCAGAGAAGACCACAGACCUGCAGUCUGAGUCCACCUCAACAGAGACCAGAAGUGUCCAGCCUAGUUCCAGUCUAAACCUGCAGGCAGAUCCCAGAUUAGAUGCUGGUUUCAGAUCAGACCCAAUGAUCAGAUGCAGUUCAGGAGCUCUGCCAGGAUCUGGAUCAGAUACAAAGUCAGCAUCUAGAUCAGAGGAGAGCGAGGAUUUGAGACCUGGAUCUGGGAAACAGCAAGUGGGAUCAAGACCAGUGGAUACUACAGACUUUCAGUCUGGAUUCAGAUCAGUUCUGAAACCCACAUCCAGAAUUGAUACGAAGCCUCAAUCCAGAACGGAGGAGACAGGAAGCCAGCAGUCAGGAUCCAGCUCAGAGGCUGACGACAUGAGCAGCAAAAAGGAUGACGAAUGCCACCCAUCUGCUGCUGCUGCCUCCAGUGGGCAAGUUACAGUUCUGCAAGGCACACUGGGAGACGACACCCCACAUGCGGAAGACCCCACCCAAAACAUCCUUCUGACCAAUGAGAGGCAGCAGCUGCUAUUGACAUUUGAAUGCCUCGAGAAAAAGGUUUGCAGCUGGCUGCAGCGGAGCAGAGGUGCGUUAUCAAACAGCUGUGAGGCAGGACGACAGCUCUCCGAGGCCGAACACACUCUGAACACACACCUGCAGCUGCAAGCACAGGCUCAGCUUACAGGUGACGAUGUAGAGAACCUGAGGCAGAUCCUGGAUCAGCUCAGAGCUCUGCAGCGUCCGACCAGCAGCAGCAGCAGCCCCCAGGCUGCCUCUGGACCCAGCAGGACCAGCCCCCAGCCUGGACCCAGCAGGCGUCUGUCCCCUCUGAAGGCUUUGACGGAGCAGCUGAAGAGAGGCAGCGCAGGCACACAGGCCAGGACCGCCAACGCUAUGCUACAUCCACUUCCAGACCUCGCUGACCGAGUCGAUGCGGCGAUGAAGGAGCUGCAGAGUCUGAGCAGGAAGAUGGACUCCAACCUGCAGCUGCUGCAGCGCUACGUCCCUUUCCUCAGAACUGCAGGGGAGAUGGAGGGCCUGAUGGAGGUGUACAGGUGUGGACCAGAAGUGGGAGCAGAAACAGGGAAAGAAGCUGGUCGAACUAGAGAGGAGACCUGCUGGGAGGAGAUGCUGCAGAAGCUCCUCGCUAUUGAAGAACUCGGAAACAGCUGCAUCCACACUGUUACCACGGUAUCUGAGUCGGGACUGGACCUGGAGUCGAUCCUGACGACGGUGCAGCAGACGAUGCAGCGACUCAACAAAACCAGGCAAGAAGCAGAGGAGCUGCGAACCCGGGACCAAACCCAGGUCCAGCAGCAGCAGGACGUGAUUCUCCGCAGGAAACACCAGGACAGGUUGAUCAAGACCCUGCAGGACCUGAACUCUGUCUCUGAGCUACUUGAGUCCUCCACUCUGAUGGAUCUGGGUUCAGACCUGCAGACCUCCAAGCUGCAGGAGCACUUCAGGCAGGCCGGCCCUUGUUUCAGUCAGCUAAACGCUGAGGUGGAGUACAUGGUGAAGUCCUGGGAGGGUCUGAGAGGAGUCCAGGACCAGCUGGAGGGAGGAGCAGCGAUGGAGGAGGAUCUGUCCGAGCUGCUGAGGCUCCAGAAGAUGGUGAGGGACAAGAUUGAGCAGAGUCAGUCCAUCCUGGACCUGACCGGCAGCUUCCACCUCAAAGCCAAGCAGCUGGAGAAGCUGCUUCAGUCGGAACCCACCAGUCCUCCUACUGGUCCCACUGGUUUUUGUGGGUCCAAUGAGACCAAAGUGGACCACCACAGAGAAGCACAGCAACAGAUCCAGAACCUGCUUAAAACCACCUCAGCACUGAAGACAAACAUCUGCGCUGCAGUUGCUCACAGCAGUUGGGCAGGUUUCCGGCUGGGGGAGCUGGAAGCUCGUCUUCAGACUCUGGACUCUCUCUGUGCAUCCUGGCUGAAAGAAGCAGCUCGACAUGAGGAGAGACUGCGCAGAGAGCAGCUCGCCCGCCUACUGCAGGAUGACAUCAGGCAGAUCUGUGACUCCUUUAAGGAACUGAAGAAGCGCUUCAGUAACACGAAGUUUAACUACCUGAAGAGAAAUGACAGAACCAGGAACAUGAAAGCUGUCAGGAACCAGCUGCAGCAGGUGGAGCUGUACGAGGAAAAGCUGCAGGUGCUCAGAAAGCGCCUGCACGGUGUGACGUCUCGUCUGGGCUCUGAGGUAAAGGACGGAGGCGUGGCCCGACAGGUGGAGGACGCUGCCAACGAACUGCAGAGACAGAUGGGAGAGUUUGAGCGCAGCAUGUCCGAGCACCGAAAAACACUGGACAUGACCUGCAGACUGCAGCAGGCCAUGGACGAGUAUCAGUUCUGGUGUGAGGAGGCGGGCGCGACCAUUGCUCGUGUCGGGAAGUUUUCGUCUCAGUGUCGCAGCACGGAAGCUGUGAGCGUUCUCUACCGUCAGUUUGAGAAGUUCGUGUGGCCGACGGUUCCUCAGCAGGAGGAGCGGAUCAGUCAGAUCACAGAGCUGGCCAUCAGGAUACACGGGGCGGAGGAGGGACGCCGCUACAUCGAGAAGAUGGUCGGCAAACACUCGCAGAUGGUGCGGUCCAUCAGGGAACUCAGCGAUGGCCUGAUGGAGCUGGAGGCCAAGCUGAAGCUGGAGAGUCUGAAGCAGCGGGAGAACGAGGUGGAGGAGAGCGGGCAGAGGAAAGAUAAUGAGACACAAGAGAAGGAGAGGAAAGAAGGGAGGAACAUUGAAGAGAGCGAGCAGAGGGAUAACUGCAGCACACUGGAGAUCGCCGAUAUGUGUGAGCUGAAAGAGACAGGCCACACCCCUGAACUGACUGUGAUCAAUGGGAAGUCUCCACUACAGAAAAGUCCCAGUGAGAACAGAGACAGACAGACGCUCCUCUCAGACUGCAGUUCUUCACAGGAUGAGAUGGUCACCAGCUCUAGCUCACCUUCAGAGGAGAACCAACCGGUCCAGAUCCUCCACGGCCAAUCAAAGCCUGUCACCGCCCAGCCUCAGGCCACACCCCUUCCACCUGUGAUUGGUCCAGCGUUAUCUAACAUCCAGCAAGAGUUUAAGAAUAAGGAGAUGGAAGAAAUGGGAGAGAAGGCGGCUUCCACUUCCUGUGGAUCCAACAUGAUGCCACUACAGGAUGCAUCAGUGGAUCUCCAACAACAAGAAGCAAUGCCAGAGGAUUCCCUGUCCAACGACGAAUACGACUGCGCGUCACCCGACGACAUUUCGCUGCCACCGCUGGCAGAUACGCCCGAGUCGGCCAUGUUCCAAUCAGAUGUCGAGGAGAGCGUCUGCUUUAGUUCCCACAGCGUCCACAUGAGCCAGUACGGCAACGCUCAACCAGAGCAAGCUGCAGCAGGUGCCAUCCAACAACAGAGGGCUUCCAGUCGGACGCACAGUUGUCCAAGCCCGUCCAUUAGUCUUCUCAGCAGCACCAGGUUCAGAUUAGAGUCCUUUGUCCAGAGUGUCGUGACACUUCCUGCUCCGAGACUCUUCACCAGCAGUCUGUGCACCAUCCUGAAGACGAGGGAGACGAGCCCUGAGAGUGCCGGUCUCUCACUGGAAAGCACUGAACACAGCCUGCCUCGUGGGUCCAACACGGUCCCGAACUCUUUCACCCGCAAGAGUGUCCAUGAGAGGACGCCUUCACAAACCAGCCAACACGUCACCACUCCACGAGUUGCAGAACCGAGUCAGACCGGUUGUCCUCGACUCUCGACUGCUCCAAACCCUGAUUGUCACAGUCGUCAAAGUGACGCCUGCUUGGCUCCAUCUCUGCUUGGUGUAGAGAGGGACCUCCAUCAGGUCGCCGACCCCGUUAAACAUACGAGACAAACCACACAAGACGAGGACGGCCGUACCAGGAUCAGCACCAGUCCAACUACGCAACAGAACAUUUACUUACUGUCGUCCUCUUCGGUCAGUCAUCUUUCCGUGCAACAAACUCACCCCCAAGUGGAUCCAGUACCCGGGGCCAAAGGGUUUUCUCAGACUUCCAAUCUCAACACCUAUCCACAGGACACUGAUCCUCCCAAACCUUACACAACUGUCUCCCAAACCCCCACAGACUCUCAACACAUCCCUCUUUUACAGUCUUCGACUGGUUGUGGGAAGGUUCUGGAUCAAGAGGAACCCAAAACGGAUUCAGACGGAUCCGGAGGUAGCAGCUUUACCACGGCCACUACCGUCACCCAGCAGACCGUGUGCCGCCGGUCCUGCAUGGCGGACGGACCGCAGCCCGACAGCUCCUUCAAUCAGGACACCGGAGAGCCUGCUGAGGGCCACGGCCCUCCACAGUCAAACCAUGUCAGCUUCACCAGGGAGGAGAGCCAUGCCGCCGCCUCCUCCCUCCACGGGUCCCUGACCUCCAUCUGUGACCAGCAGAGUGUGCACGGCUCCAGCAUGAGUCCCAGCCGCCCCGCCCAGCCCGCCACUCCCCCUCAACCCGACGGUCAGACCAAGGUUUUGGCUGAGCAGGCUAACCCGCAUGUCCCACCUUCUCCCUCUCCACCUCAUCUACUAACUCCACAGCAAGAUCCUGACAUCUGUCUGCCCGUGACCAUCCGUGAGGAAAUCAGGCUUACGCCUCAGAUCCAGGGGCCCCCCAUCCCUCCUCCAUUUACCCUGGCAGAGUCUCUUCCUCAGGGCAAGGCCUCUAGACAUGCCCCCCCCUGCUUCACCAGACCCCUGUCUCGAGCUACAGUCAUGGAGGGCUCUCCGGUGACGCUAGAGGUGGAGGUGAUGGGACCCCAAGAGCCCACGCUCACCUGGUUUAAAGAUGGAGAGGUGGCGCCAACCUGCGACCGAGAAAAAGGCUUCCCGUUCUUCACCGAGGCGGUGGAGUCGGCCGGCGGACUAAACACCACCCAGCAAACCGCCCUUCGCAAGGCGCAGCAGGAAGUGGGCGGCAGCGGCGACGAGGAUAGGUGGCUGGUGACUGAAGUUUAUGACAUCAUUGGUGUGGACUGGCUCACCUGGUUUGGGACUUUGUGUUUUUUACUGUGGCUGCUCUACCUGAUUGUACUUUAGAAGCUCCAAUCAGCCUCAGGGUUUGGUCCCCUGUGUUCAUAUUAAAGCAACACUGUAGAUGAGUUGGGUUCAUUUGAUCCUGGAGAACCAGCGGCAGGCCCCGUGUGGUCCAGCACCGCCAGUUAGUAGAUACCAGUUAGGAACCGGGCCCUGCACAGGUUGACAGGAACCAACAUGUCACGUCGCAUCCUCCGACAUGGUGCCCGAUGGACGCCUUGAGAAUAUUAAGCCAGCCAGUUUAAUAGAGGUGUUGGUGUGUGAUGCGUUGCUAUAACCGGGCCAGACCGCAAAAAGUAACGUAGUGCAACUCGCUGGACUGUUAGUGGGACGGGGCAUCCACGUCCACGAAGCAUCUACAGGAGUUUUAGACUAUUUAAUGGUGAAAACGUUACGCAGUGUUGCUUUAAUACUUCAUAAAGCAUCAGGAUUAUUGAGUUAUUCAACAGUUUGUUCAACCUGACGACGUGUAACAGCUACUGACACCUAGUGGUCAAACCGGACGCGGCAGCCUUCACCAAGUCUGUUGAUCUGCCAUCCACCGUGGGGGACGUCUACCUGCUAUCCAGCAGUAAAAGUCCACCUGUCAGACAACUUUGACGCCACUUCAAAGACCUCCAGGGUUUGUUCUUGUUCUGAGGCUUUUACUUUCUCCAACUUGCUUCAUCUCUUAAUGUUUUUGCUUCUUUUAUGAGUUUGAUUCUGCUGCUUGUUCCUUCAGUACCUGACGAGUUUGAUCCUCUUAAAUGUGUUCCUCCAAUCAUCUCACUAACUAAAACCCUGUUAUCCUUCAACAAUGACUUCCUAGAAGGACCCACUGUAAGAUCUUGUUGUUACAUACUGUAACUUUAAGACAUGAUUGAGUUUCUAAAUUAUACAAAGUAAUUUCCUCUCAAACUCUAAAGAUAAAAGAUUCUCAGAACUGAAAUUAUUCUGUAAAUCUGUACUGAUGCUGUAUCUCACCAAGAGUUGCUCCAACACAGUUUCUUUUCCUUUCCAUUACCGGUUCUGAUCCCUGGACUUUAGGAGUGGGCCAGUCCAGCACCACUCCUGGUGGGAUUUUCCCUUGUAAAAUAACUCCAACAUAAUCCCGGUCGGUAUCCCAGUCAAAAAAAACUUCAUUUGGGUUCUGUUUAUACAAUGAAAUUGUAUGAGGUGGCGCAUAGACGUAAAUACUGGUAAAAGCCUUAUUUUCAGCAGAAAUGGGGAUCAUUAUUGGAAUCAGAUGACGGCUGGUGCACAGAUCUGUCAGUCAUGAUGUUAUUUUCCUCUGUGAUGUAAUUGUGAUGCAAUUUAAAAUGUAUUUGUGAAAUAAACUUCAAGUC